AUGACUGAUCUCGCUCGCAACGGUUCGAUUCUCGUCGCCGAAAUCAAGGCCAUCCACCCUUCGGCUCAAGACUCUGACACCAACGGCGCCGUUCCCCACACGAACGGUGGAGCCGUCAACGGUGAUGCCACCAACGGCUCGGCUGUCUUCAACAAAGGCCCCGUCCCCGGCACUGCCACAGACGGCGGUGUGGCUGCAGCGGCCAUCGACCCAUCGGUUACCACGCCUGCUACCCACUCGAGCCUGUCCAACGGUCACGCUCCCGAGGCCUCGACUCUGAGCGCUGGCACUGGCGCGGCUGCUGUUCCCCAACACGAGGCUGACCCAUCGGUCGCCACUGGCGUCUCUGCUCCUGCUGCCGCUGGCGAGUCUGCUGCCGCUCCCGGUGUGAUCCAGCCCCAGACUACGCCUAUCCAGCCCAUCCAGCCGAGCGAAAACGCCCGCGAGGUGUCGAACAUCAACACGGCUGUUCCUGCUGCUGGUGUCGGUGCUGCCGGUGCUUCCGCCGUCAGCCCUGCUUCUGGUUCGGCGGUGACGAGCGCUGGUGUUGCUCCUCAGCAGCUCAACGCGGCCGCUCCUUCCGAGCCCGCGAGCGGCGCGCCCAGCUACCCUCCUGGCACCAUCGUCCCUCCUGAGGCCCAGGGACUCGCCUCUGGCGGCCCCGCUGCCGUUGCUAUCGCUCCCAUUGUCGCCCACCCUGCCCCUACCACGGUGGCUGCCACCGAGGCGCCCAAAUCCGCCCUGAGCCCCAAGGAAGUCAAGAAGCUGGACAAGCUCAUGAAGACCGAGGCCAAGAACGAGCACAAGUCGCUCAAGCGCGCCAUCAAGGAUGCUGCUUCGGCCGAGAAGCUCUUCCGCAAGAGCCGCGAUGCCGAGACCCAGGCGCUCAAGCGUCACCAGAAGUCGCAGACCAACGAACACAAGGCGGCCAAGGCGCUGAGCAAGGCCAAGGCCGAGUAUGAGAAGUACGCCGCCGAGCUUGCCAAGGCCGUCGAGGACCUGGACAUCAAGAAGAAGCACACCGAGGGCACGCGCAAGGGCUACGAGACUGCCAAGCUGCACAUUGACGACCUGAGAAGCCAGAAGACGGUCAAUGACCAGGCUCGUGCUCGCCAGGCUGCUCAGCUUCACGGUCGUUAA
Molecule: messenger RNA, 1140 nt
Organism: Sporisorium graminicola
Lineage: Eukaryota; Fungi; Basidiomycota; Ustilaginomycetes; Ustilaginales; Ustilaginaceae
Exons: 1
Coding region: 1-1140 (379 amino acids)
Source: RefSeq, a predicted model, not a curated record